Anthostomella pinea is the source of this 1353-nucleotide messenger RNA. Lineage: Eukaryota; Fungi; Ascomycota; Sordariomycetes; Xylariales; Xylariaceae. The record is from the annotation of a GenBank genome assembly.
AUGCCCGAAGUCACCAUCACCGGCUGGCGGACUCGGGAUGUGCGGUUUCCCACAUCCCUGGACAAGACGGGCUCGGAUGCCAUGAACGCCGCCGGCGACUACUCCUCGGCUUACUGCAUCCUGGAGACUGACUCGGAAUACUCGGGUCACGGAAUGACUUUCACCAUCGGCCGCGGCAACGACAUCGUCUGCGCAGCCAUCAACCACCUCGGCGACCGGAUCAAGGGGCGCACCCUCUCCUCGCUCGUCGAGGACUGGGGCAAGACGUGGCGCUACCUCGUCGGCGACUCGCAGCUGCGCUGGAUCGGCCCGGAGAAGGGCGUCAUCCACCUCGCGCUGGGCGCCCUCGUCAACGCCAUCUGGGACCUGUGGGCUAAAACCCUAGGCAAGCCCGUGUGGCAGAUCGUGGCCGAGAUGACGCCCGAGGAGUUCGUGCGCUGCAUCGACUUCCGGUACAUCACCGACGCCAUCACGCCCGACGAGGCGGUGGCCAUGCUCAAGGAGAGUGCGCAGGGCAAGGCGGCGCGCUUCCAGGAGGCGCUCGACAGCCGCGCCGUGCCGGCCUACACGACGAGCGCCGGCUGGCUCGGCUACGGCGAGGACAAGAUGAAGGGCCUGCUGCAGGAGACGCUGAGCCACGGGUACAAGUACUUCAAGCUCAAGGUCGGCACCAGCGUCGACGCGGACCGCAAGCGCCUGGCCAUCGCGCGCGACGUCAUCGGCUACGACCGCGGCAACGUGCUCAUGGUCGACGCUAACCAGAUCUGGAGCGUGCCCGAGGCCAUCGAGUACAUGAAGGAGCUUGCCGACUUCAAGCCGUGGUUCAUCGAAGAGCCGACGUCGCCCGACGACAUCCUCGGCCACAAGGCGGUGCGCGACGCGCUGCGGCCGCACGGCAUCGGCGUCGCCACGGGCGAGAUGUGCCAGAACCGCGUCGUCUUCAAGCAGCUGUUGAUGGCCGGCGCCAUCGACGUCUGCCAGAUCGACGCGUGCCGCCUGGGCGGCGUCAACGAGGUCCUGGCUGUCCUGCUUAUGGCCAAGAAGUUCGGCGUCCCCAUCGUGCCGCACUCGGGCGGCGUCGGCCUGCCCGAGUACACCCAGCACCUCAGCACCAUCGACUACGUCGUCGUCAGCGGGAAGCUGUCGGUGCUGGAGUACGUCGACCACCUGCACGAGCACUUCCUGCACCCCUCGGCCGUCAAGGACGGCUACUACCAGACGCCCAUGAGCCCCGGGUACAGCGUCGAGAUGAAGCCGGAUAGCAUGGACAAGUUCUCGUACCCUGGCGAGGACGGCGUCAGCUGGUGGAAGAGCGAAGAGGCGAAACCUAUUCUCGAGGGCGUGAAGAUUUAG